This is a messenger RNA of Telopea speciosissima, 1591 nucleotides long. RefSeq lists its product as uncharacterized. NCBI's taxonomy places the organism in Eukaryota, Viridiplantae, Streptophyta, Magnoliopsida, Proteales, Proteaceae. The coding region runs from base 743 to 1339 and encodes 198 amino acids. The record is from RefSeq and is a predicted model, not a curated record. Gene Ontology annotation, biological process: box C/D snoRNP assembly. Gene Ontology annotation, molecular function: box C/D methylation guide snoRNP complex binding. The transcript is spliced from 5 exons.
UGAGAAGCCUGGACUUGGAGUUGAGGUACAAGAAAACUAAAUUUGAACAGCUUGACUAUGGGAAAAGAACUAAAGGGAAAAAAAAUUACGCGAAAAGCAUCAGAAACUAGAUGGUUUGAGUAACUAAAGGUUGUCUAGCAUUUAAUGUUGAUUACGAGCACAUUAGCAAACACAUUGAACCUUAUUUGAGACGUAUAGCACAUGCCAUCCCCCCACCACGCCCCCCCCCCCCCCGUCCCCAUGUCAAUUAUCCGAAAGUAAUUUUCCACCUGGAUUUGAUGAUGCAUUUACAAAGAAUAGCAAAGCCGCGAAAGAAAUGAACAAAAUUUCUCUGUUUUAAUCCCUCAAAAAAUGAGAUAAUUGGGCUAUGUACAUUUUUUCUCAUGUAACUCUACUGCUUUUUAUUUUUAACUUUCAUUCUCAUAUUAGUUUCUUAGAGAAGCAUUCUGUAAUAUAUGGAUAUUGUAUUGCAGGAGAAAAAAUCUGUCCGCCUUACUAAGGAAGUUACUUUCAUAUAUUUGCUCUUAUAGGACAAGUUUCUUAUGUUGGCCAACAAUGCUUCUGUUUCUUCCUUGAGUUGAUAUCCAUCAUUUUUAAUUCCCCCGAGUCUCUAGAAGAAGAUUUGGACACCAUUGUACUGGCUCAAUCCAACGUGACUUUGGUGUAUCUCUCUGUCUUGCUUGCUUGCUUUUGUGGAGUUAGUCAGAGGUUCUACCAUCAGUCAUCAUUUAGAAUCAUAUCGAUGGGGCCAACCAGUAAAGAUCUUUUGAGCUUGGAAAGAGAGAAUUCUUCAAUCUGUGCAGAAUCUAUCCUUCAUGUUUGCAAAAAGGACUGUGUCUCUAAAACGCCCAAACCAUCUCAGACUAAUGAAAAGCUUUUUACAACUUCUGUUCCUGCAAGUGAAGUUCUUGGAAAAGUGAAGGCUUUCUUAGGAGUUAUGGAGGAAGCUAAUAGAAGGUUGCAGCUUGAUGCUCAGGAGAAAUCUUGUGAAGAAUAUGAUAUCGAAGUGCUCACCGGGAAUGAAACUGAACAUGUUGAAAUGGAUUUGUUGCUGGGUGUUGCUGAUCUUCACACCCCAGAGGCUGUAGCAGCUGCUGAAUCUGCCAUGGCUGGCUCGCAACCACCAUGUACAUUGGGAACUGCUAGUAGUGGAUCAUACUCAAAAAGCAGUGAUGAUGACAGUGAUAGUGACGGUGACAGUGACAGUGAUGAUGGUGAUGGCAAUGGUGAUGAUAGAACAUGCUCAUCUGAAAACUUGAAAAACCCAAAGACAGAUCUAGACAAUUCCUUGGAUAAUGAUCAGCCAAACAAGAGAGCAAAGAUUAUUGAGCUCCAAUAAAGCAACAUUUGGUUGGGGAUGACGGGAACUGGAUAUGUUGGCUUCAAGAGUUACUGAAUCAAAUUUGUGAUAUAAGUAAUUGUUUAAAAUUAAAAAUGGUUGUGGAGAGAGGUAGAGGUUUAGUAAUCUGUUUGGAAAGGACUAUUGAACUAGUUUCUGUGUUAUUUCAUGUAGGUGAGUAUGAAGUACUGCAGUAGUUACUCUUCUGUACUGUUCUUUUUAUGUUACUGGUGCAAAUUGUGGUAUGGAUUC